GCGAGACGAUUAGUCUCGCGGUGACCGUCCCGCCGAUCGGUUCAAGUUUUCGGGUUUCAGGGAAGAGUUAGCUUCCAAAUUGCUUCCAGAGAUUGCAAGUCUCGUUCAAGUGUUGUGCUACAGGAACAAACGGAUGGCACGUUUAAGCGCCAAGUGAUUAUUGAUUCCCGCAGUCCUGAUUCGGCAAAAGACCAUCCAACCAACAACGACGUUUUUUCGGGGAUUAAGCAACUAGAUGAAGUUCAUCUAUAAGAACUUUUGACGAUCAAAUCCAGUGGCUCAAGGUUGGACCAAUUAUUCUAACAUUUAAAAGGCUCAUUUGAGAGAAUAAACAGUUAUUUAAUUUCCCUCUGGCCCUCAAAAAAGGAAAGUGACUUAAAAAAUAUCGAUCAAAACAGCCGCUCAAAUGUGUGCAUCACUAGAAGUGAGUCAGUGCUAUUAAGAACUAACAAAAUCGAAAACCGUUAAAUCAGCGAAAGAAAUAAAGUGUUGGUACAAUUCGUACAGCGAGUGUUCAAAAUGGCAAAACCAGGUGAAAAGGUGAACCCAAGCAAGGGCACGAGCACGCCCAAGAAGAACAGCACCUGGACCGAGAAGCUGCGCUAUUGGAAGGAAAACAUCACGGUGGAACCGAUAGUGGCCUGCUACAUCAUGCCCAGCGUGCUGGCCGGGCUGGCAACGCAGAACCUCAAUCUGGAAAAAGCCUGCCGGGUUAAUCUGGACUACGGGGAUGUAGUUUGUGAUGCGCUGACUCGGAGGGAUACAGCCAAUUAUACGCAUGAGGAAGCGAUGGUCCAGCAGAUGGUGGCUCGGAUGGCCGGCUGGAAAACGGUACUCCAGAGUGCGCUACCCUGUCUGCUGAUUCUGUUCUGGGGCUCGUGGAGUGAUCGCCAUGGACGGCGGAAACCCUGCAUACUGAUACCGAUCAUCGGGGAGUUUGCAACGGCCGUCGGGCUGAUCCUGUGCACCUACUUCGAGCGACUUCCGAUGGAGGUGGCCGGCGUCACGGAAGCUCUCUUUCCGGCGCUGUCCGGCGGUUGGUUUACCAUGUUCAUGGGGGUGUUCAGCUACAUUGCCGACGUAACGACAACCGAAGAGCGCACCCUGAGGAUCGGGAUCGUAAAUCUGUGCUUUUCGCUGGGUGUUCCCAUCGGGAUGGCUUUUAGCGGAAUUUUGCUAAAAAAAAUCGGAUUCUACGGGGUGUUUUCCAUCUCGGCUGCCCUGUACCUGUUCGCGUUCUUCUACGGGGUGAUUUUCCUGAAGGAAACCAACGUCCGCAGCUCCGAGGUUAGCGAGAAGGAUCAACUGCGGUUGCAGGAGAAGGGCUUGCUCGCAGAUUUCUUCGACAAGAAGCACGUGGUGCAAACCUUCCGGGUGGCGUUCAAGAAGGGCGAAAACCAACGGCGGCUGCGGGUCAUUAUGCUCAUGAUUGUGGUUAUGGUCGUCAUCGGUCCGAUGCACGGUGAAAUGUCCGUCAUCUACCUGUUCACUCGAUAUCGGUUCAACUGGAGCGAGGUGGAGUUUAGUUUCUUUUCGACGUACGGGGUGCUUACCGGUCUGGUGGGAACACUAUUUUCGGUUGGCGUCUUUUCCCAUAUGCUCAAGAUUGACGAUGCCCUUAUCGGGGUGAUGUCCUGUAUGAGCAAAAUCCUGUCCAGCUUCGUGUACGCCUUUGCCGCAACCACGUGGCAGCUGUAUUUGGGUCCCAUCGUGGAGAUGUUGAACGGAACGUCGUUCAUUUCGAUGCGCUCAAUCGCAUCGAAAUUGGUGGCCAGUGAUGAGCUGGGCAAGGUGAAUUCACUUUUUGGAGUUGCCGAAGCGUUGAUGCCGUUAGUAUACGCCCCAAUGUAUACAACGCUAUACGCAGCAACAAUUGACUCACUACCGGGCGCAUUCUUUUUGCUUGGUGGGGCACUGACAGCACCGGCUGUCGUUAUCUUUAUGUGGAUGUACGGUGUUCACAAACGGGAAGAGCGAACACUAGCCGAGGAUGCCAAGUUGAAGGAUAAGUACAACAAAAUUGCUGACGGCAUGGAAAACGGAUCCGCCAUCAACGGUUGCGCGACGGUUUCCUACGGAACGGUUCAUAGUGCAGCGGCCUACGUACCAGCGACCAGCGAUUGGACACCGGUAACGUUGGUGGCCAACCGAGAUGAAACGGCACAGGAAGUUCCUUCGGCAGGUGUUCUGCGGGUGCGAAAAUCUCUGGAACACGAAUGUGGUGUGGUAAAUGACGGAUUUGAAGCUGACGAUGCUGGUGUUGAUCAGAGCGAGAAGAAGGGGAAUCUCGAAAACGAUCGAACUGCGGAGCAAACGAAAUGACGCAAACUGUGAUUUGUUAAAUGUUGUAGUGUAUCUUAGUGUUAAGUGUUACCUGACAAAAGUAUUUCUAAA
Molecule: messenger RNA, 2394 nt
Organism: Uranotaenia lowii
Lineage: Eukaryota; Metazoa; Arthropoda; Insecta; Diptera; Culicidae
Product: tetracycline resistance protein, class A-like
Exons: 7
Coding region: 520-2322 (600 amino acids)
Biological process (GO): transmembrane transport
Cellular component (GO): membrane
Molecular function (GO): transmembrane transporter activity
Source: RefSeq, a predicted model, not a curated record